GCUGUCUCACGGGGCUAUUCCGAUGGCGCCAAGUGUUGAUCUUGCUGCACCGACUUCGUCUUCAACACCUACCAUGUUGGCUGCUGCUUCAUCAUUGUCGACGGAUCGUCCGAUGACGCCGAUGGCUCUUAUGUCUGAGGGAAGCUCUCCCCUUCGACGUAGUAAUCGUCACCCCGUCUCAGUUGACGGUUCUUCUCCGACCGACGAACAUGCUAUGGACAAGGCAAUGCGACGUCAGGCUGCACGUAAUUUGGACACCGCUCCAGGUUAUUUUCCGUUGUACGCACUCGCUUCGUACGUGGUCUACGCUACAACGAGUGGAGUACCAACCGUUGUUCAAGGCGGUGUGUAUGCGGUUGGAGCAGGUGGCUACGGAGGUUUUUACCCAACAUGGGUGGCAGCAUAAUCUCCGGAUCGG
Molecule: messenger RNA, 418 nt
Organism: Triticum aestivum (bread wheat)
Lineage: Eukaryota; Viridiplantae; Streptophyta; Magnoliopsida; Poales; Poaceae
Exons: 2
Coding region: 23-406 (127 amino acids)
Source: RefSeq, a predicted model, not a curated record